Prunus dulcis (almond) is the source of this 1257-nucleotide messenger RNA. RefSeq lists its product as uncharacterized. The transcript has 4 exons. The record is from RefSeq and is a predicted model, not a curated record. Lineage: Eukaryota; Viridiplantae; Streptophyta; Magnoliopsida; Rosales; Rosaceae. Bases 1 to 1257 code for a protein of 418 amino acids.
AUGGUGAUAGCCGCCUUCGGGAUUGCUGGGGAGGGGGAGCCUUCCUACGAGCAAUUCUCGUAUCUCUACAGCAUCACGAAGUCGAAGAGCGCCGAUCAUGGUGGCUGGGUUCAGGCGAACUGCCUGAAGGCUUCCGAGCGGGGUCAUUUCAUUAGCUCGGUGCCGACUUCCCAGAAGUCGUGGAGGAAUCGGCGGGGGCUACUCUCCGGUGACUGGGAAUCACCUUCGGGAGUAGUUCCGCGGUUUCCGGUGCCCACGACGUUCCAAACCACCGUGACGGACGCAAGGAAGGCUGCCGAGGACAAGAAGAUGAACGAAUCUUCCAGGCGGGGCCUUAUGAUGGGCCUCGAGAAGAAGAAGAAGAAACAGCCCGAGGCCCCUGCCGUUCGGCUAGAGACGGAUCCCGAAGACGUUGUCCUGUCGGAGCGCCUGCGGCAGUUGGGUUCUGAGCCCGUUGCCAGGCCUACUGCCGAGGUGGAGGCGCCGAGGCAGCCGGAUGCCGAUGCCGCUGCCUCAAGAGCAGCAGGUAAGCGGCCGGUGAUGGUCGAUUUGGAGGCUUCGCCAGUUUCCAAACGGAGCCGUCCGUCGGAGGCUUCGAGGGCUGUCUUCGCGGCGGAGGACGAGGAUGGGCCUACCGAGGCCGUCACCAUCGCCUGCCCCUCGAAGACGGUGCAAUUCGUCAAACAUAUGAUCCUCGGAUCUCAAAUGGAGCUGCCGGAAGUUGACGAGUUGCCGAAGAGGCUUCUUCUAGCAGUUUUGACGGAUACCCGGAACCGCAGUAGCGCCUCCAUGGAGAUGUGGCUCUGCGUCAAGCGAGCCAUCUCCGCUGCCGAACGGGUGAAGAAGGCCUAUGACGACGGCAGGGCUAAAGUCGCCGAAGCGGGCAAAGCUAUCCAGGACCACGCCCAUCUGCUCAAGGAGAAAGAGGCCGCCGAACGGCAAGCUUUUGCUUCGGAGGCGAAGGCGGAGCAGUUGCGGGUGGCCUUGGAGGCAGCGCGGGCGGAUCUGGAGGUAGCUCGGUCGGCAGCGCGUGAUGCCGAGGCCGUCUCAGAGGCGAUCCAGGAUGCCAUGCAGGAGUCUGAGCGGAAUAAAGCUGCGGAGGUGGAGGCUGCUAAGCUAAACCUCAACUUUGCCGCCGAUCCCCCUCCCCUUCCCGAAGGAAUUACCGAAGAGAUGAUUGAAGACUACGAAGGGGAGGACGCCGCCGAGGGCCCUGGGACUGCCGAUGCCGCCGCCGGUGACGAAGCCGCUGCCUGA